UUGGAUAGAGAUCUCUACAAGAGCCUUACCUAUAUCAAGCACUAUGAGGGAGAUGUGUCAGAUCUGGAGCUGACAUUCUCAUACGACGAAGACUGUCUUGGGCAGAUUGUUGUACACGACUUGGUCCCUGGUGGGCGUUAUAUCACCGUCAACAAUGACCUUAAAAUCAGUUAUGUGCAUCGAAUGGCAAUGUUUCGAAUGUACAAGCAAAUUCGAGGCCAGACAGCCAGCUUUAUUCGAGGCUUCUACUCCAUUAUUAAUCCCGACUGGUUGGCAAUGUUCUCUCCCACGGAGUUACAACAACUUAUCUCGGGAGAUUCGGUCAACUUUGAUUUGGAGGAUUUAAAGCAACACACGAAGUACUCAGGUGGUUUUUACAGCAACCAUCGGGUCAUAACAUGGCUGUGGGAUAUCUUGAAGAAGGACUUUUCAGAUGAGGAGAGAGGUCUUUUCCUCAAGGAUAUGGGUGACACUUUAGGCUCGGUUUUGAAGGGAUUCUUCGGCUUUGGCAGCCGUCGAGGUGGUGAGGAGCAAGCGCGUCUGCCUUCAGCAUCAACUUGUUUCAACCUUCUUAAGCUACCCAACUAUGCUUCACGUGCUACUCUUCGUGAUAAACUGCGAUACGCUAUACACUGCAACGCUGGUUUUGAGCUCUCCUGA
Molecule: messenger RNA, 660 nt
Organism: Hydatigera taeniaeformis
Lineage: Eukaryota; Metazoa; Platyhelminthes; Cestoda; Cyclophyllidea; Taeniidae
Source: the annotation of a GenBank genome assembly